Rotaria socialis is the source of this 744-nucleotide messenger RNA. Lineage: Eukaryota; Metazoa; Rotifera; Eurotatoria; Philodinida; Philodinidae. The record is from the annotation of a GenBank genome assembly.
AUGGGUAUUGAAAAAGUAUCCAAACGAAGAAAAUCAAUAUUCGGUCGUCUCACUAAUAAAUUCCUUACACAACCACAACCAUGUGCAAAACGUGAUCAAUCGGUUCAGACAAGUCUGAAUCUUUCUCAAACAUCAGCAGAUUUAACAGCCACUAUUCUUGUUAAUAGUCGCGUACGACAAAGAACAUGUUCACCAAAUAAUUCUAAUAAUAAUAGUACAAAUACUCCACAUCAUCGACGUCGUCGUCGAUCAUCACUUAAAACAUUUAUUAUUUCACAUUCUCCAAAGCCAAUUCCAUUGAUUCAACGAACACGUCGGCGUAGUGUAGAUUUAAAAACGCCAAAAAGACUCAGUUCUGAAUCUCUUCAAGUGGCAUUGAUUCGAAAGAUUCAACCAUUGAGUCGAUAUGGUUCACCAUUGGCUCUCUCAUCAACAACAUCCAAUAUAAUCUCGGUUACACGGCAAAGACCCUAUAUACCUUCACCCAGAGAUUCAUUUGAUUAUCCUACAAUGUCACAUUAUUCCCAUACGAAACAAUCUCAACAUAUAUUUCAUGAUGAAACUGCAAGUCGCGAUGAACUUUUUUCCAUUGGACCAAUGAAGUGGAGCACACCUAAUCGUACGAUUUUAUAUAAAACGUCAAGUCCAUAUAAUAAUAAUAAUAAUAAUUAUUAUGAUCAUCAACGUCGCUUAUGUACAGUUGAUCACCUUUCAUUUUCAAAUAUUCUUGAUGGCAGUGAUUGA